This is a messenger RNA of Pelobates cultripes (western spadefoot toad), 279 nucleotides long. Lineage: Eukaryota; Metazoa; Chordata; Amphibia; Anura; Pelobatidae. The record is from the annotation of a GenBank genome assembly.
AUGGCGGACGCAGCCCGUGCGACAACACGUGACACAGAUGCAACAGAGGAGACACUCAGCAACGCCUAUACCUACACAUCGAGGCGGCUGGAUCAAAUCUUCCAGGCCUUUUGGCUUAAGGUACAAGCCCGUCUGCAAACCACUGCUCACUGCUCAGUGCCACGGAAGGGAACCAGGAGAAUGAAGCACUCCAGCAUGGUAAAGCCUCCUCAGGGCACCAAAUAUAAAACAACGCUCCCGAGACCUCACUACCGCUCUCCCAGACGGAGAGCCAGAUGA